Molecule: messenger RNA, 8601 nt
Organism: Anopheles stephensi (Asian malaria mosquito)
Lineage: Eukaryota; Metazoa; Arthropoda; Insecta; Diptera; Culicidae
Gene: CycT
Product: cyclin-T
Exons: 9
Coding region: 1427-5974 (1515 amino acids)
Biological process (GO): positive regulation of DNA-templated transcription, elongation; regulation of transcription by RNA polymerase II
Cellular component (GO): cyclin/CDK positive transcription elongation factor complex; nucleus
Molecular function (GO): cyclin-dependent protein serine/threonine kinase activator activity
Source: RefSeq, a predicted model, not a curated record
UUAUUUACCUUUGCUUCCCGCUCCGAACUGUCAAACCGCACCACAUGAUGCAGCCCGCAGGCUAUACUGACCUUGGUUGUGAGGUCGGCCAUUACGGAGUGAAAAACAUAUUUGUGGAGUGCAUUUUUCUACACCAAAAUAAUACCAUCUAACUCACAUACCAGCAGCUGGAUUCGGUUGCCUUGCCUUCCUGAACGUGCUAGCCACCGUUUCGGAUAGUUAAUCAGCGAAGCAACGGCGGCCCAGCUCGUGCACGACACGAUUUUCACAACCGGGCCCAAAGCAGAAGCCAAAGCCAGGCCGAGAGGGAGAGCGAGUCACCCCGAACAUAAAGACAAGAAAAAACGGCACGACACGACGUAAGAAGGCCCUCACUCUCUCGCUCCGUCCCGCCAGUACCGUUUUCCCCCCUUUCACGCGCUUCGUAGUUUCCUGCUUUGCGGUCGAAUGGCGUCUUGGGGAAUUCGUGUGACGACAGAGUCUGCAAUGAAAUGAUGAAAUAAUUGUCCUAACCCAUACAAACUAAAUGUACUGCUUGAGCGCUUUUCGCGGGUUUGCAGGAAUUGACCGCGUGUGCAGUGGCGCUGGUGGUAGUGGCGACGGUGGCAGUCUGUUUGCCCGAUGGCAGGAAUAGCUGAAUGUCCACUGUACGGACCGUUUGGCGGAGCAUUCCUUUCCGCCCACUAAGCCGAGCAGAGCCACGCAGGGAACAGAGCAUGCAAAAGUUAGCUGUGACGUUGCAAAACAAAAAUCACACUGCCAACGAUUGAUCGCCAUAUUUUCCCUUGUUGAGAAGGCAUGUACGUGCGCGUGUGUGCGUGAAGACGGCGAGCGUGUGUUUAACGGUAACACGUCCGAUGUGGUGUGAGUACGGUCGAUAAACACGGGUGUAAGCAAGGGGUUGGUGCGAGCGCGCGCGUGUGUGUUGUGUACGCUGGGCGAGUGUGUGUGUGUGUGUGCGUGAGUACUACGAACCAACACGCACACAGUGUCGAACGGCUUGUUCGCAACGCAUCAUCUGGUGAAACGAGUGAAACAAGAAAGGUCGGUUGCGGUGGUGAUACUAGUCGGCGGCUUCUAUGUUUAUUUCUAAACGUCACAAACUCACUGCUGAUGGAUAAACUCAGAAUUAUAAACAACAAUCUCAGCACCAUUGUGCCGUGCCGUCGGUUGACGAAAUAACCGGAAGAGAACACCGCGCGCUUUGCACACUGGGUGGGUACAAUCAACCUAGCAAGGGUCCGGGAUGCGAAAAGCCUUGGACAGUAUCCGAACACGCAGCAGAACGUAAGACACGUGUCACACCGAGCUCGAGGACACACACUCGCGGUGACGUUCCAGUACGCGGCGUGGUAUCAAGAUAUCAAGUCGAACUCGCACACUGUCCGAUCAGCUCGAAACCACCAACCCGCCGGGACAACCAUCGAUGGCUUCUGGUGGUAGCGGAACGAGCGGAACGACGAGCAAGAACGAUGACUCGAAAUGGUACUUUACGGCCGAGCAGCUGGCGAGCUCGCCGAGCCGGAAAUGUGGCAUGGACGCGGACCAAGAGCUUAUGUACAGACAGCGUGCUGCCAACCUGAUACAGGAUAUGGGUCAGCGGUUGCAAGUAUCUCAACUAUGCAUCAACACAGCCAUCGUGUACAUGCAUCGGUUUUAUGCAUUUCACUCGUUCACACAAUUUCAUCGCAACAGCAUAGCUGCUGCCGCACUAUUCCUAGCUGCAAAAGUCGAAGAACAACCACGCAAACUGGAGCACAUCAUCAAGGUGGUACACAUCUGUCUCGGGAUGGACGCUCCGGAUCCGAUGCGCGAAAACUAUGCCGAGCAGGCGCAGGAUCUGGUGUUCAACGAGAACGUGCUGCUACAAACGCUCGGGUUUGAUGUGGCCAUCGAUCAUCCCCAUACGCACGUGGUGAAAACCUGCCACCUGGUGAAAGCUUCCAAAGAUUUGGCACAGACAUCCUACUUCAUGGCAUCCAAUAGUUUGCACCUUACAACCAUGUGCCUGCAGUACAAACCGACGGUCGUGGCCUGCUUUUGCAUCCAUCUCGCCUGCAAAUGGUCCCGAUGGGAGAUUCCGCAGUCGAACGAGGGCCGGCACUGGUUUCACUAUGUGGACAAGACGGUAACGCUCGACCUGUUGAAGCAGCUGACGGACGAGUUUCUGCACAUUUUCGAUCGUUGUCCGACACGGUUAAAAAGCAAAAUGAAAUCGAUACGGGGAGACUCGGGAGCGGAGGAAUCUGGACGAAGAACGGGUGGUAGCAGUAGUAGCAGCAGUAGCCUCAUGGCUGCACCUUCCUCAUCGUCGGUACCGCGCGGUCUGGAUGAAGGUAGUUCCGCCACAUCGUCCGCCUCUAGUCAUCAUCGUGCUAAGCAGGGUUCCAGCUCCGAUAUGAUGAAACCGCACGGAAUGUCGUCUUCCGGGAGCCAUCAAAAGAUUCCUUCCUCAUCGUCGUCGGGUUCGCGUUCGCGUUCCGAGCGACCACCUGCCAGCGGCGCAUCCUCCGGUAGCUUGGCGGGACAGCAGCCACAACAACAGCAACCACCGCCCCAGCAUUAUGGAAGCGGGAGCAAUAGUAGCAAUAACAGUAAGGGCGUACCGUCAUCGCACCGUGGCAGCAUGCCGAUCAAUCCUUCCGGUGGUACGGUGUCGUCGCAACGAUCGUCGUCGAGCUCAGCAGCAGGCUAUCAGCAGGGCCACGAUGGAUCGAGCAAAUCCCGCCAACAACCGUCCUCCGUUGCUGGUAUGAUGCAGGCAAGCGGUGGUGGCGGUGCGCCAACCGGUGCCGUUGGUGGCACCUCGUCCUCCGGCUCUUCAUCGUCCAUGCAUUCCGGUUACAAUCAGAUGAAGGCGGAUCGGCACAGCAGCAGCAGCAGCAGUAGUGGACAGAAGCUUCCGCCAAAGGCACCUUCCUCGUCGUCCGGUUCCGCCGCUGCUCCCAAUUACAAUGCAAAGCAUCAGCAACAGCAACCGCCCCAGCAGCAACCACCUUCGUCUCUCUUUUCCCAUCCGCCAAGCUACAACCAAUCGAUCAGUGGCCGUGCAUCGAAUCUUCCCCUUGCGGAACAGCAAUCGUCGUCGAGUAGCAAUAGUAGCAGCAAUCAGCCAAAAACGGAGCCAUCUUCCUUCCGAUUGCUCGACGAUUCAAUCGGCCGUCUAACGGACCCGAUGCAGAUGUGUACGCCUCCGAAGCAGAGCAAACCGUCGUCAAUCUUCAGCCCCGAUUGGAAGGAUUCGCAGAACGAAUCGUUGCAGCCGAACUCGCUGCCGUCGAGCAAAUCGCGAUCGGGAAGCGGUGCGCACUACGGUAAUGUGCCGGGCGCAGCACCAUCAUCCGAUCGGCUGCUGAAACCCCCGAAAGGAAGUCCUAGCAGCAAGAAACAACAGCUACAACAGCAGCAGCAGCAGCAGCAGCAGCAACAGCAGCACCACGGUUCAGCGAUGGGAUCGUCGCGCUCGGACGCGCAAAAGAAGGAGCGGCGUUUGGAUAGCUCUGCCGGGCAGCAGGCGCCCAUCCCCGGCAAGCAUCCGUUGAUGGCGCACGAUAAAAAAUCGCUAAUGGCAUCGAGUUCCUCUGGCGCGCUUCCGAUGGUCGGUGGAAGCAAUAACAUUAGUAGCAACACUGGUAGCAAUAACGGUAGCAAUAGUCACACUAGCCACAAUUUAAAACGAUCAUUGGACGGCACGGUUCUACCUCCAACUGCGCUAGCUGGCAGCGAUGGUUCAGCGCUAGGAAAUCUCGCCGGUAACGGUGCGCCCGGCUCGAUGGCAGCCAAUACUCAUUCCAGUGGAAGCGGCAGCAGCAGCAGCAGCAACAGCGGUAUGUCUUCGCAAGCGAAAAGACCGCACCCGAGCAACGAACAGAUUCGACAGGACGACGGGACCGAUUUCCGAGAGCAGAAAAUGCGCCGCACGGAACAAUCCUCCAGCUCAUCGUUUCUGUCGGCCGGUUCACCCUCGGACCAGCUGUUCAACUCUUCCUUCGAUCUGGCCAGCACGUUCGACAAAAUGGACGAUUCCUCGUCGCUGUUUAACUUUAACGAUCCCGGCUCGCUGCUUUCGCAACCGCUGCUGAGCGAUUCGAAGCCGUCCACGCUGGCGAAAAGUGGUGGCAUUUUUAGCAACACCAUCAACGGUAUCGAGACGAACGCGGCGCUGGUGAGUAGCUUGCUGAAGGAAAGUCUGUUCAACGAGACGCCAAAGUUUGGCCCCCUUUACGGUGGUGCUGGAUCGGGUGGGAACGAAUCUGCGGCCGCCUCGGCACGCUCUGAUGCGGUGGAUUCAAAGCCACCCAUCUAUCCGACGACUGUCGGGGCGAUCGACACGAAAACGUCCAUUACGGCGAUGGAUAGCUUACACGGACUGCCACCGUCGUCCACGGGUGGGCAGCAACAGUUGCCGGCUGCGAGUGAUUCCUCAGUUCCACCUUCCUAUCCGUGGGCAACGACAAAUGCUGCGACCCUCCCGAGUGAUACUCUCGCUAAUGUUGCGACGUCUCAAGCGAGCAUCCAGCAACAACAGCCCAGUGCUGCAACGACUGCUGCUGCUGCUGCGGUGAUCGAUCCCUCAGCUCAACCGUCCCUGCCGGCCACAACCACAACCGCCUCGACCGCUUCCGAUCCCGACACGGACCAGGGUGCCGGUGGGCAUAGGUCAAAGUCGGAGAAGAAAAAGAAAAAGGAGAAGCACAAGCACAAGGAAAAGGACAAAACGAAGGAUCGCGAUCGGGAGGAAAAGAAAAAGCACAAAAAAGACAAAGACAAGCACCGGGAUCGGGAACAUCGAGAGAAAGGUGAACACCAUGCGGGCGGCGGAAGCAUCGGUUCGGAUGUGGGUGGUGCUGGUCAUGCGCACGGUGGGUCACACUCGGGCCAAGAUCCACAACCACCUCCCGGUCCGAUAAAGAUUAAACUUAACCGUGCGAUCAUUCCGCCGGUGGUGGAUGGAUCGGGUGCGGGCAGCUCCGGCAGCUCGGCGAACGAUGGGCUGAAGAUAAAAAUUCCCAAGGAUAGGUUGUCCGGUUCGUCGUCGCUGCCCGGUGGCCCAGCGGCGGGUGCAUCAUCGUCAGCUGCUGGGCAUGGCGGUACGUCACACGGUUCCACCGGUGUUGGUAGUGGAUCGGCGUCCUUGAAGUUGAAAAUUUCCAAGGAUAAAAUAGAACACUACAAUAUUAGCGCUACGAGCGAUCCAAUUGGCCAGCAGCAGCAGCAGCAGCAGCAGCAGCAGCAGCAUCUUACUGCCACGGGUGGUCCUGCUGGAGUUGGUGCCGGACUAGGAGCAGCAGCUGGUAUUGGCAUGGGUGACAUUACCAAUGCCAUCGGUGGUAGUAAUAGUAGUAGCACUAAAAAAAAGGACAAGGAUCGUGAUAAGGAUCGUGAGAAGAGCAAAUCGAAAUCAUCUAGCUCAUCCUCGGAGCACGGAAAUCGUCAGAACGGUGGCGGAUCGGUGGCUCCCGGAAACAGUAGUAGCAAAUCAUCUAGCAAGAAUCUUUCCACUUUACCGCAGCAGCAACAGCAACAGGCCCAACAGCAAUACGGUAUAUACAAUGCAAAUCAAUCCAUGACGGCUGGUAGCGCCCCUAUGGCCGCGGCCGGAAUGGUGCCAGGCAUGCACGGUUACCACCAUCAGGCCGGGUUUGACUACCUACAGCAGCAGCAACAACAAUCGGUAGCCGCUCUCCAGCAGCAGCAGCAGCAGCAGCAACAGUUCUAUUCCCAAUAUGGACAGUUCGGGCAGCAGCAGCAGCAGCAGCAACAGUUUCAGCAACCAAUGGCCGGCUCCGGUGCCAGCUCGAUGCUGCUGAACGCAUCCGGGUCUGGCGUUGGAUCAGGGAUGAUGGGUAAGCUUACUGGACAGCCGGGCGCGACGUCGGCGGGCAUGCAACAACCGUCCUCGCUGCCACCGUACUAUUACGGCGGUGGUUCCGGCACGGGUACGACCACCAACCAGGGUGCUGGUAAAAAAUAAGACUCCUUUCACGUCACUUUAAGUAACUGCGUGCGUGUCGAACCAUAUUAUUGCGUCCUUGCGUGUGUGUCGAUUGUCCGCCUCGCGUCGAUGCACUCGCUUCUAAUGGAAGCGGUUCGGGAUGCUUAUUUUGGAUUUUUACCUUUUCGUUGCGCACGUUUUUUGGUCCAGCUUUGCGGGGGAGCUUUUUGCUUUACUUCCUAUGUACAUACUUUGAAUCGAUUUCGAUUGCUUUCAACAUAUUGUUAAGCUAGGCGACGCAUCAUGUGUUAUACACAGUGCGUACAGAAGGUGCGAACCUCUGCCCUAUUACAGAUGCCUAUUUUUUUUUAGCUUUAUUUGAUAAUGAAUAUUCAUUAAGCGAAUGCCGCUAUCUCGACAUGAUGUAGAAGAACAAUAACAAAACAAAACAAGAAAAAACAAACGUGCUGUUAAAUGUUUACCAAGUGUCGUUAUUAGCAGCUGCAGCUAUUCAAUUAAUUUUUCUUACAUAUUUUUAACUAUCAGUUAAUGUUAUUUGCGCAUACAUGCAAAUGCUAUUAGAAGAGGCGUUCAAGCACAGGAGGGAGCAAGGAAAAUGUUUUUAUCCCCCGGCACCCGCGAGAUUAAGACGUGUACCAAAAGUCGUACUUUGUGCUGACAGUUAAGCUAAAAACUCUAGCCCGUAAUAGUGUAUUUUGAAUGGCUAUCGCUGUAUUCGAUAGGAUAUCGUGAACUGUUGUGUUGGAGCCACCCCCCAACCCCACGCCCCUCGUGUUGGAAGUUGUUAGCCAGUCCUGUCCUUACCCGGACCUUGCAUAAGCAAAGGAAAUUGAUUUGCUCCUUAGGUUUAUUAGAUGAACGUGGUUAGACUGAUGUCGGCCGUCGGUGGAAGCGUAUGUGACGAUUUAAUUUAAUUUAGUAAAAAACAAAAUAACAAAUUGUAAAAAAAAACAACAACAAAAAACAAAAUCUCUUAUGAUCAUUGUCACAACGACGAGGUGUGUUUUAAAUCACAUUCGGUAAGCUUCUUAGAAGUGUAAUUUCGGGGAUUUUCGUUUAAUUUUUCUUCUCUACUUGUUAAAUGAUUGCAUUAACUCUUUGUGCUUCUUCUUCUUCUGGCGAAAGGCGAAAAAUAUGCACUUUUCUACAAUUCAACAUUCAACCGUAAAAAACAAACAAACAAAAGAGAACAACAUAAAUUUGAACGUACUAUUGAAACACUGACUGCAUGGUUGUGUGUGUGUGGCAGUUCUAAAAUGGCAGGAAGAUUUACAAUUACUAAGACGAAGCAAAGCAGUAAACCGCCACCGUUCGGGUUGGGCUUCAAAAUGUUCGGUCACGAGUUAGACUCGUGGAAGAAGUAGCAAGUGCGAAGGGUUAAUGGUAUUAUCAAUUCAAAAACAAAGCAAAACGAAACAAAAAAAAAAGUUUAAAAACUGUGUAAAACUCAAGGCAAAAAAAAAUCACAAAAAAAACACCCAAAAUUUAAUCCUAUUAUAGUGAAGACCGUGGAACCGUUCCCACAUGGCGAAAGUUAUUCAAAAGUUAUACAAAAAUUGAUAAAAUGGGGGGGGGUGAAAAGUGAGACAACCAAUUAUAUCAAUGAUGAUGCGCAAGGUAGGGAAAGUGUUGAAAUGAAUGUUGGUGAGCUGCUAGUGCUCAUGUUUGCUGCUAUCCGUAUCCAGCUGUGCAUGCAUGGCCGCAGACAAUGUCGAUGGUUAAUAAAAAAAAAAAAAUGAGAUUGAGCGAAACGAUGAAAUUUGUGCAUAUUACACACACACACACACACACCAUUUAUUAUUAACCUCUUGGAUGCUUAACCUUCUCGUUCAGAACCAUUACGCUCUAUACAGGCUAAUAAUACCCAAGUACAAUCUACUCGCAUUACCAAUAAUAUCACGUGGAGGAGACAGCGGCCGGCGAAGCGAUUUACAUGAAUGCUUACAAAACAAACGUAACAGCCCUUUCGAGGCUACCGACUGGAGGCAAAGCAAUAGAAAUAAUCCUAAAUGAUGUGAAGUGUUUGGCGGGUGAAGUUGAGUAAACACACACACACACUUACACACACACACACGUAUCCAACGAGUCAUAAUUUGUCAACAAAAAACAAACGCACUUAGUACGGUAUAGAAACAAAGCUGCGUUCAAAGCAAGCUAAGUAAAUACUAUUGAAGCUACUACAUAUUGACUAGAGAAAAUUGCAAAAACGCAUACAAACAAACACACGUACACAACAUUGCUAUAAUUGAAAGGGUGGAAACGGAAGCGUAAGAAGCAACAGGAUACAACAUAUAUAUACAAAAGCAGGAAGGAUACCAUUUAUGCUAACUACCAACACACAGAGAAAUACAAAAAACACGGAACACCUAUACACACAACACACCACAACAAAACACUCGAACUGAUAAGUCUGAUAAUUAGCUGGAAACUUUAGUAGAUGACGAGGGAAGAGAAGAGGGGAAGUGUAAGGAGGAGGUGUAAUUCGCAACAGGGGGUGCGUGUGUGCGAUAGUUAGUCCAUUGAGAGUGAGAAUGAGAAUGAGUUUAAAUUGUAACAAACAAAAAAACGAAAACAAAAGAGAGAAGUCGUGACGGAAACAAGAAAGGUAAUAUGCAAAGAAAUAUAUAAAACAAUUUGUUAACAAA